Sporothrix brasiliensis 5110 is the source of this 3495-nucleotide messenger RNA. Its product is annotated as sh3 domain containing protein. Bases 1 to 3495 code for a protein of 1164 amino acids. Gene Ontology annotation, cellular component: nucleus. NCBI's taxonomy places the organism in Eukaryota, Fungi, Ascomycota, Sordariomycetes, Ophiostomatales, Ophiostomataceae. Gene Ontology annotation, molecular function: ubiquitin-protein transferase activity; protein binding; metal ion binding. The record is from RefSeq and is a predicted model, not a curated record. The transcript is spliced from 2 exons. Gene Ontology annotation, biological process: ubiquitin-dependent protein catabolic process; mitotic cell cycle checkpoint signaling; protein ubiquitination.
AUGGGCUCUCCAGCUCCGGCCAUGGAUCUGGAGAAAGAACUGACGUGCUCGAUCUGCACCGAUCUCCUCUACCAACCACUAACCCUGCUGGACUGCCUCCACACCUUCUGCGGCGCAUGCCUCAAGGAGUGGUUCGGAUGGCAGGCCCUAGCCGCCGAGACAAGUCCGAAUCCCCCGGCCCCCGGCGCCCCGAUCUUCACAUGCCCCUCCUGCCGCGAUGCCGUUCGCAGCACCAAGCACAACGCCACCGUUGUGACUCUGCUGGACAUGCUGAUUGCGACUCAGCCCGACAAGAGGAAGCCUGACGACGAAAAGGCCGAGAUGGACAGCAAAUACCGUCCCGGCGACAACGUCUUUCCCAAGGUGCAUCUCCCCAAGCGCAGCGCUGAGCAGCAGCGGUUGGACGCCGCCGAGCGCCGCCUGAUCGACGAAGUGCGCGAGAUCAGCAGGCAAGAGGCCGUGGCGGCCGCGGCCGGCAGCGACGGCAGCAAUGCUGCUCACGAGGCGAGGCGACGACAGCGGAGAGCAGCUCUCGCUAGCACAAAUGCAGGCUCCGGAGCAGAGUCGGCAUCAGAUGAAGACGGCCGGUUGGCCGUCAGCGGCUCGGGCGACCGCCGCCGCCGGCGCCGUAGCGCGUCGCGGAAUCCUACAGCUCCCGCAGAAGAACAUCUGCCGCCGAUCAUGGGUCACCAGUCGUCGCUGCGGUCUCUGAUAAGCGGUUCGCAAAAUGGGCCUGGCGGGUCCAGCACAGCGCUCGAUAUCGAACGGGAGAUUGAGGCGUUUGCCCGACAGAUUCAGGAGGAAGGCAUCCUGGACGGCCUCGACCUCGACAACAUUGACCUCACAAACGACGACGAGCUGAGCCGCCGCAUUGCAGAGGCCUAUCAGCGGCGGCAGCGCGGCCGAGCACGACAUGAGAGUGGUCGCCAUGACGGGAGCCGGCAUGAAGGCAGUGGGCGACGCGAGGCUUCACGGCAAGAUGCGUCUCGUCCCGAAAGCAACCGCCAUAGAGCGUCGAGUGCUGUGUCACACCGCUCGCAGGUGUCCGUCUCUAGCGCUACCGCGCCCGGCCCCAGCGCCGCUAGCCAACCAGAGCGCACAUCUGGACGGCCUACGCUCUCUGUGUCCUCUGCCAUCGCCGGCCGCCCCCCUUCUUCGUCGUCGCGUCCGUCCAGCCGGCAUCGUUCCCAGUCGCAGUCGUCUCACCGCUCGCGGUCGUCUACCGGCGGUGCACGACCCCAGAGUGCCGUCUUGGCGGACGGUGUAACUCCCGCCCCCCUCGCUAUUUCCGCCACCUCCGUUAGCCGGCCACCAAUAUCCAACUCCGCGAGCCACCACCUCGAGGUGCGCGACGAUUCGCGGCAUCACCACCAGCGCCGACGAACGGCAAGCGAAGGCCGGAGCUCGACACUGCCCGCAACGCACUCUGACCUUGGCGUCAGCCGCCCAAUGGCGCAGUCUCAAAACGACCUGCCUCUGCGUCCUGCAGAGCUACAGGGAGACGCUGUUGUCGUCGCAGAGCUCCCUUCCACACCACCAGCGGCACCAGCCUCUGCCUCGCGGUUGUCGACACGCUCCACCGACGCACGGAGUGCUUCAUUCCCUACUCCGUCGCGGUCCUCGUCCUCGUCCUCGUCUUCACUAAGGUCAAACAACAACUCGCCGACAGCAGUCUCGUUCCAGGCCCGAGCGCUGGCCAUGGGACUUCCUGGGCCGGGAGGCGCACAACAGCCAAAGCAACACUCGUCUUGGCCAGUCACAUCUGCAGGCUCUGCUGCUGAGGGGGGACAAACUCGCGCCAAGCGUGCCACAGCAACGUCUGCCGCAGACCCUUCAGCCCCUCCGAGCACAGCAAACACCAAUCCAGGACCCGCGGCCCUGACUACGGUUCAAAAUACGACACCGCCGCCUGUUGCAACAGCCAACUUUGCACUGUCUCCCGUGACUAUUGACACGUAUGAACUGCCGGCACUUACCUCGCCAGAGUCUUCCUUGCCUCGACAGCAGCUGCAUCAACAGCAAUUACAGCAGCAGCAACAACCGGGGCACCGUCGACAGGGCAGUACAUUCUUCUCAGAGCCCGAUAUAUCCUGCGCCCGGUGCAACCGGCGGCACAUCGAGUAUGAUUUGCACUACAACUGCUCCAUCUGUAGUAUGGGCAAUUGGAACAUCUGCCUAGACUGCUACCGGGCAGGGAAAGGCUGCCAGCACUGGUUCGGCUUUGGCUACUCUGCCUGGCAGAAGUGGGAGAAGAAGGCGGCACAAUGGCGUGCCGAGAAUGCAGCGGCGAUUUCGGCCACCGGCGGUGCGACCUUCCCGCAGCCGCACAUGCUGACAGCCAACCGAUACUUGAUGCCACGCGUUGUACCCGGCGGCGCCGAGGGUCGUCGUACACUGACAAGCGAAGACCCGCAGGACCGUCUCCAGAGCGGUGUAUUCUGCCAGCGUUGCCGUGCCUGGGCUAACAGCUGCUACUGGCGCUGUGAUGUGUGCAACUACGGCGACUGGGGGUUUUGCAACAACUGCGUCAACCAAGGAUUCGCCUGCACACAUCCGCUGCUGCCGCUGACACAUCAACCACUGCCGGCAGCGACCACCAGCUCGCAACCGUCGCAAGCCCAAGGCCAGGACCAGCAACCACACUUGCUGCCCUCACCACCGCCGCGGCCACACGCGUCAGCCCUGUACCAAUUACCUGCCGAGCCGUCGGCAGACUUAACUGUCUCGGCGCCCCGUAUCGGCUCAUUCCGCGCCCUCACUUUUACAACGACGUGCGACAUAUGCCGGAAAGCGAUCCCGCCGAGCCGUGCUCGCUUCCACUGCUACUCGUGCACGAGCACCGUCGUGCCCGACACCCAUCCGGGCGACUACGACGUCUGUCAGGAGUGCUACGGGGCUCUUUUACAGAAGCGGCCGACCGUAUUGGCGCCCGAGAACGGUCCCAACGGGUGGCGCCGCUGUCCCUCGGGUGGCCACCGCAUGGUGGUGGUGGCGUUCCGCGAAGACGGCAAAAACGGUGGCGUGCCGCGGCGCGUCGUGCUCGAGGACCUUGUUGGUGGAUUCCGGCUCGAGACUGGGGAGGCGUCGUCUGCAGCCAGCGGCAUGGACGUCGAGUCCUGGUAUGUUUGGUAUAAGGAGGAGAAACAUUUUGAGCGGCUCGUAUCGCGCGACGUGAGGAUGAGCGCACCGUCCACGGCACCAUCUGCAGUCAUUACAACUGCGGCUGCGGCGGCCGCCUCGCCAGCUACACCAAAGAGCGCACCUUUCCCGCCUCUCGGCGGUGUCGGCCGCACCGCAGUUGCGCGAUGGGCGUGGUACCCUGAGCAAAGCGGUGGUGGCGACGGCGAUGCGACUGCUGCGAAUGACGAGCUCCUUUUCCCGCGUCAGGCCGAAAUUCGUGAAAUUGAAGAUGUCAACGGGGAGUGGUACCACGGCGUGUACAUGGGCCGCAAGGGGCUGUUCCCCAGCGGUUUUGUGAAAUUUCUCGGCGAGUAG